AUGAGUGUUGGUGGAAAUCAUAAACGACGCUCUCGAAGUUCGUUUGUCUCAGUUCGUUAUGUGCCAAGUGAAGAAGAAGAAGAACGCCAUCGGCAAACUGAAGCACAUAAUCUUCGUGUUUCAUUGCAUCAAAUAAAGAAUAUUGAAACUAUUCUUAAUCUGGUCGAUAAUUUUAAUCGACAUCUACAUUUGACAUUGAUGGUUGAUCGAUAUCAUUCAAGUUCACAAGAAUAUUAUCUGGCUUUAUCUCAAGCUUUGAGAGAUAUUCUAGCAAAAAACUGGAUUCGUACUCAACAGUUCUAUCAGAUGACCGGCGGUAAGCGAGUUUACUAUCUAAGUUUAGAGUUUUAUAUCGGACGAUACAUGAAGAAUACACUAAUCAAUUUGGAUAUUAACGACCAGAUGACACAAGCUGCCGAAGCUCUCAACAUCAAAUUAAACGAUUUGGAAGAGCUCGAGGAUGAUGCAGCAUUAGGUAAUGGUGGUCUCGGUCGUUUGGCAGCUUGCUUUCUUGAUUCAAUGGCUACAUUGGGUAUAUCAUCUUAUGGAUACGGAUUGAGAUAUCAGUUUGGAAUAUUCAAACAACAAAUUAUCGAUGGUUGGCAAGUUGAAGUACCCGAUGAUUGGCUGCGAAAUCCGAUGCCUUGGGAGGUUCGACGUAUUCAAAAUGAAAUACCUAUUCAUUUCUAUGGAAAAGUUAUUUGGAAUCAAACAACAAAUAGUUUUCAAUGGACAAACUAUGAGACCGUUAUUGCAGAGGCUUAUGAUUAUCCAGUUCCAGGUUACAAAAAUAAUAUCGUCAAUACUAUGCGUCUAUUUUCUGCAAAAGCUGAUUGUGAUUUCAAUUUCAAGUCGUUCAACGAAGGCGAAUACAUCCAAGCAGUCAUGGAACGUAACAAGGCUGAACGUAUAACAUGUGUGCUCUAUCCAAAUGAUAAUAUCGCGGAAGGACGAGAAUUACGCUUAAAACAAGAAUAUUUCCUGGUUGCUGCUAGUUUACACGAUAUUGUUCGUCGAUUCAAAGGUGAAAAACGUUGGCAAAAACCGCCAAAAAAGGAACCUAAACAGCAGAGUUUACAAGUACCAGAUAGAACUUCACAUCACAAAUCUUCAUCUCAUACAUCAGUGGACUUCAAAUGUAUGCCUGAAAUGGUAGCUAUUCAGUUGAAUGACACGCAUCCAUCAUUAGCGAUACCUGAACUGAUGCGUCUUCUUCUUGAUAAUGAACACUUAUCAUGGGACGAUGCGUGGUUCAUCACCGUUCAUUGUUUUGCAUAUACAAAUCACACUCUCAUGCCAGAAGCAAUUGAACGGUGGCCAGUGCCAAUGAUUGAAAAACUUUUACCGCGGCAUUUACAAAUAAUUUAUGAAAUUAAUGCACGGCAUAUACAAAAUAUUCGAGAACGUUUUCCAGCUGACGACGAUCGGGUUCGACGUAUGUCGAUCAUCGAAGAAGGUCCUGUACAGUUGAUCAAUAUGGCAUAUUUAUCUAUUAUUUGUUCCCAUACAGUCAAUGGUGUCGCACAAAUUCAUUCGAAGUUAUUACGUGAAUCGAUGUUUAAAGAUUUUUAUGAAUUAACACCGGAUAAGUUUCAAAAUAAGACCAAUGGUGUGACGUUUCGUCGUUGGCUUGCUCUUUGUAAUCCAGAUUUAUUUUCAUUACUUGUCGAAUGUAUCGGAGAACAAUUUGUACAAAAUGAUUAUCAAUCACUUCGAUCAUUUCGUCGGUAUGCUUCAGAUAAAAGCAUUCUUUCACGUAUUCAACAAAUCAAAAUCAAAAAUAAACUACGAUUAGCUCGAAUGCUUGAAGAUGAGUAUCACAUUGAAAUCAAUGUUCAGUCAAUCUUUGAUAUUCAAAUUAAACGAAUUCACGAGUAUAAACGAGCAUUACUCUGUUUACUUCAUGCAAUUACAUUAUACAAUCGAUUGAAAAAGGACAGUCGAGAAAAUAAACAGCAAACAUUCGUGCCACGAACAAUCAUCAUCGGUGGUAAAGCUGCUCCCGGUUAUGCUAUCGCUAAGAAAAUUAUCAAAUUAAUCAACGAUGUUGCAUCGGUAAUUAAUAAUGAUUCGGAUAUUGGGAAUCGGUUGAAAUUACUUUUUGUGAAAAAUUAUCGGGUAACAGCAGCAGAAUAUAUCAUUCCCGCUGCUGAUCUUUCUGAACAAAUUUCCUUAGCAGGAACGGAGGCAAGUGGAACAGGCAAUAUGAAAUUUAUGCUCAAUGGUGCAUUGACAAUAGGAACAUUAGAUGGGGCAAACAUUGAAAUGCGAGAAGAAUGUGGGUCAGAAAAUAUGUACACUUUUGGAUUUACAGUUGAAGAAGUGCAACAACGCCGACAGCGAGGUUAUAAUCCAUACGAUAAUCUUCAAAAUGAGGAACUACGUCUUGCUAUUGAUCAAAUUCGAGAUGGAUAUUUUUCACCCGAUGAUCGUACAAGAUUUCAUGAUAUUAUCGAUACAUUACUACGCAAUGGUGAUCAUUGGAUGGUCUUGGGUGAUUAUCAAGCAUAUAUUACUAAACAAGAUGAGAUCGCAAAAGAUUUCCUUCAGCCUCAUAGUUGGUAUUCCAAAUGUAUACACAAUAUCGGGGCUGCAGCGAAAUUUUCGUCAGAUCGAACAAUUGAAGAAUAUGCGAAAGAUAUCUGGAAGUGUGCUUUGCAUAAAGAUGGCUUACCAGACAAUAUCAAAGAAGAGUCUUCGAAUAAUAAACAAGGUUGA
Messenger RNA from Adineta ricciae, 2718 nucleotides. Lineage: Eukaryota; Metazoa; Rotifera; Eurotatoria; Adinetida; Adinetidae. The record is from the annotation of a GenBank genome assembly.